Molecule: messenger RNA, 684 nt
Organism: Toxotes jaculatrix (banded archerfish)
Lineage: Eukaryota; Metazoa; Chordata; Actinopteri; Toxotidae
Gene: lyrm7
Product: LYR motif containing 7
Exons: 5
Coding region: 15-329 (104 amino acids)
Biological process (GO): mitochondrial respiratory chain complex III assembly
Source: RefSeq, a predicted model, not a curated record
CUCAGAAAGUCAAGAUGGCGGCUCGUUUGAAGGUCCUAAGCGUGUUCAAAGCGCUGCACAGAACAAGGAUGGCUGUGUUCAAAGAUGACAGCAGAGCACUGACAGCUGCAAGAUUAAAGAUCAACGAGGAGUUCCGGAAAAACAAAAAUGAAACGUCAGAAGAAAACAUUGAGAAGAUGAUCAAAAUGGGCUCAGAUGUGGAAGUUGUUCUUCGAGAGACUGUAUUGCAAAUGGAACAUGUUGAAGAAAACAAGCUCUUGCUUCGACCCAGAGAAAGCCUUCUAUUAGAAAAUGUACCCUAUUGUGACCAGCCCAGGAAAAAGUCAUGACAGACCAUAUGAUUACAUCGUUCUCAUCAAAAAGAGACUCUCUGUCAUCCAUUACCAUCCAUCUGCAAAUUAAAGGAUUUAUUCAAAACAUUUCAAGUUGUUCAGAUCAUCGCUACAGGAAGAAAUGCCUGUUUUAAUUCACCGAAGAUCUCAGCUGUUCUAAGAAAUGUGGAUGAUGUCAUUUCAUGUACAGUAUUUUAUCAAAUGUAAUUUAAAUGUUUUCAUUUUAUUUGCAAGUCUUCUGCCUACUUUUCAGUAGCUUAUAGAUCAACUGAACGAGGAGGAAAAUGCUGUUUUGCUGAUACUGAAAAACAAUAUUUCACUGUGUUCUGAUUAAAGAGGAGUAUUCCCAGGC